Molecule: messenger RNA, 6543 nt
Organism: Closterium sp. NIES-65
Lineage: Eukaryota; Viridiplantae; Streptophyta; Zygnematophyceae; Desmidiales; Closteriaceae
Source: the annotation of a GenBank genome assembly
AUGCACAGCAAUGGGCGAGCCCAAGACGAGCCCGAGGACGACGUGUUUGCUGAAGGCUCGAAAUUCGUGUCGCUGAACAAUGUGUCGAUCACGGGUGGUACUAAGCGCCAGACACGUGCGAGGAAACCUAAAGAAGUGCGGAAGGGGAAGCGUUAUACUUUGGUCCGCACGGGCAAGAAAGGCUGCGCUGAUGCACUUGGUGAUGGCGGUUGUGGAGCAGACACAUACACUCAAGGCAAUGGUCAACAUGCACAUAACGCCUCAUUUCCAGCUGCAGCCGCCACUAUCACUCCCUCCUCCGCCUAUGUCAACGCAGCGGCGACUCAUCAGCUCGUCGCCUGUCACUCAAUCCCUGGCCUGCCCUCCGCCUCUGCCUCCCUUUCAGCUGCAGCCGCCACUAUCUCUCCCUCCUCCGCCUAUGUCAACGCAGCGGCGACUCAUCAGCUCGCCGCCUCUCAGUCAUUCCCUGGCCUGCCCUCCGCCUCUGCCUCCCUUUCACCUGCAGCCCCCACUAUCACUCCCUCCUACGCCUAUGUCAACACAGCGGCGACUCAUCAGCUCGCCGCCUCUCACUCAAACCCUGGCCUGCCCUCCGCCUCUGCCUCCCUUUCAGCUGCAGCCGCCACUAUCUCUCCCUCCUCCGCCUAUGUCGACGCAGCGGCGACUCAUCAGCUCGCCGCCUCUCAGUCAUUCCCUGGCCUGCCCUCCGCCUCUGCCUCCCUUUCAGCUGCAGGCGCCAAUAUCACUCCCUCCUCCGCCUAUGUCAACACAGCGGCGACUCAUCAGCUCGCCGCCUCUCACUCAAACCCUGGCCUGCCCUCCGCCUCUGCCUCCCUUUCAGCUGCAGCCGCCACUAUCUCUCCCUCCUCCGCCUAUGUCGACGCAGCGGCGACUCAUCAGCUCGCCGCCUCUCACUCAAUCCCUGGCCUGACCUCCGCCUCUGCCUCCCCUUCAGCUGCACCCGCCACUAUCACUCCCUCCUCCAGAGAUUUCAACGCAGCGGCGGCGACUCAUCAGCUUGCUACCCGGAUCUCUCCCUCCGCUGCCUAUGUGCACGUCUCGGUUCCUGGCCAGUCCAGGCCCGCAGUUGCACCUGGAUCGACCUCCCUGACACCUGCUCCCAGUGCACUCUCACCCUCGCCCUCCUAUAUCAAUCCUGGGUUGCACCCAACCAACUCAGGUCAGCCUGGCUCCGGCCUCAUCCCACCAGCCUCUGCACCCCCUGCUGCCGCAGUGGCGCCCCCUACUACACAAUUGCAGCCGUCUGGACUCCCAUGGGCACUCCGUGCGCGCAAACAGAAGUCCGCUCUCCCAGACCCUGGACCAUCACAUGUGGAGGCCGGGUCGGAUGAAGACUCCGACGAUGAUGACUCCUUGGAGAAUCAUUAUGAGCAUGAUGGUGAACAGCGGCCUGCUGCAACCAGGGUUUCGCGAGCCGCUUUUGAGGCCGCGCAAGCGCAAAUCCGACAACAGGCGCGACGCAUAGCUGAGUUGGAGAAUCAGCAACCUCAGCAAAAAGGCACUCAUACUGGCAGUCACGCCAUGGUUAUGCGCCAGGCCAAUAUGCCCAGCCCUUCCCAACAGUUGCCGGUUGCACCCCAGCUUGCUCCUUCAACCACUCGACCUUGCACCCAGCCAAAUGCAACACCGACCCUGAUUUUCUCACCAGUGGUGUGGCCACGAACGCAGGCCGCUUUUAGCCGUGCUGUGGCAAAGGCACACAUCAGACGACAGGCCAUCGACUGCUCUGCAAUGUCGCCACGGCAACACGGGUGGUACAAUAACGUCAUCACGGCGUUAGAUGCUUUCCCGGAUGUGAACGGGGACCUUAAGUGUACCCUCUUUCCCUCCCUGUUUUCCCCUCCCCACCCCAGCAGCAAGCAAGGCCAGCCAAGGCAGAGCCCAACAGUCCCCAGUGUACCCUCUUUCCCUCCCUGUUUUCCCCUCCCCACCCCAGCAGCAAGAAAGGCCAGCCAAGGCAGAGCCCAACAGUCCCCAGUGUACCCUCUUUCCCUCCCUGGUUUCCCCUCCCCACCCCAGCAGCAAGCAAGGCCAGCCAAGGCAGAGCCCAACAGUCCCCAGUGUACCCUCUUUCCCUCCCUGGUUUCCCCUCCCCACCCCAGCAGCAAGCAAGGCCAGCCAAGGCAGAGCCCAACAGUCCCCAGUGUACCCUCUUUCCCUCCCUGGUUUCCCCUCCCCACCCCAGCAGCAAGCAAGGCCAGCCAAGGCAGAGCCCAACAGUCCCCAGUGUACCCUCUUUCCCUCCCUGGUUUCCCCUCCCCACCCCAGCAGCAAGCAAGGCCAGCCAAGGCAGAGCCCAACAGUCCCCAGUGUACCCUCUUUCCCUCCCUGUUUUCCCCUCCCCACCCCAGCAGCAAGCAAUGCCAGCCAAGGCAGAGCCCAACAGUCCCCAGUGUACCCUCUUUCCCUCCCUGGUUUCCCCUCCCCACCCCAGCAGCAAGCAAGGCCAGCCAAGGCAGAGCCCAACAGUUCCCAGUGUACCCUCUUUCCCUCCCUGGUUUCCCCUCCCCACCCCAGCAGCAAGCAAGGCCAGCCAAGGCAGAGCCCAACAGUCCCCAGUGUACCCUCUUUCCCUCCCUGGUUUCCCCUCCCCACCCCAGCAGCAAGCAAGGCCAGCCAAGGCAGAGCCCAACAGUCCCCAGUGUACCCUCUUUCCCUCCCUCUUUUCCCCUCCCCACCCAAGCAGCAAGAAAGGCCAGCCAAGGCAGAGCCCAACAGUCCCCAGUGUACCCUCUUUCCCUCCCUGGUUUCCCCUCCCCACCCCAGCAGCAAGCAAGGCCAGCCAAGGCAGAGCCCAACAGUCCCCAGUGUACCCUCUUUCCCUCCCUGUUUUCCCCUCCCCACCCCAGCAGCAAGCAAGGCCAGCCAAGGCAGAGCCCAACAGUCCCCAGUGUACCCUCUUUCCCUCCCUGGUUUCCCCUCCCCACCCCAGCAGCAAGCAAGGCCAGCCAAGGCAGAGCCCAACAGUCCCCAGUGUACCCUCUUUCCCUCCCUGGUUUCCCCUCCCCACCCCAGCAGCAAGCAAGGCCAGCCAAGGCAGAGCCCAACAGUCCCCAGUGUACCCUCUUUCCCUCCCUGGUUUCCCCUCCCCACCCCAGCAGCAAGCAAGGCCAGCCAAGGCAGAGCCCAACAGUCCCCAGUGUACCCUCUUUCCCUCCUUUCUUUCCCCUCCCCACCCCAGCAGCAAGCAAGGCCAGCCAAGGCAGAGCCCAACAGUCCCCAGUGUACCCUCUUUCCCUCCCUGUUUUCCCCUCCCCACCCCAGCAGCAAGCAAGGCCAGCCAAGGCAGAGCCCAACAGUCCCCAGUGUACCCUCUUUCCCUCCCUGGUUUCCCCUCCCCACCCCAGCAGCAAGCAAGGCCAGCCAAGGCAGAGCCCAACAGUCCCCAGUGUACCCUCUUUCCCUCCCUGUUUUCCCCUCCCCACCCCAGCAGCAAGCAAGGCCAGCCAAGGCAGAGCCCAACAGUCCCCAGUGUACCCUCUUUCCCUCCCUGUUUUCCCCUCCCCACCCCAGCAGCAAGCAAGGCCAGCCAAGGCAGAGCCCAACAGUCCCCAGUGUACCCUCUUUCCCUCCCUGGUUUCCCCUCCCCACCCCAGCAGCAAGCAAGGCCAGCCAAGGCAGAGCCCAACAGUCCCCAGUGUACCCUCUUUCCCUCCCUGGUUUCCCCUCCCCACCCCAGCAGCAAGCAAGGCCAGCCAAGGCAGAGCCCAACAGUCCCCAGUGUACCCUCUUUCCCUCCCUCUUUUCCCCUCCCCACCCAAGCAGCAAGAAAGGCCAGCCAAGGCAGAGCCCAACAGUCCCCAGUGUACCCUCUUUCCCUCCCUGGUUUCCCCUCCCCACCCCAGCAGCAAGCAAGGCCAGCCAAGGCAGAGCCCAACAGUCCCCAGUGUACCCUCUUUCCCUCCCUCUUUUCCCCUCCCCACCCCAGCAGCAAGAAAGGCCAGCCAAGGCAGAGCCCAACAGUCCCCAGUGUACCCUCUUUCCCUCCCUGUUUUCCCCUCCCCACCCCAGCAGCAAGCAAUGCCAGCCAAGGCAGAGCCCAACAGUCCCCAGUGUACCCUCUUUCCCUCCCUCUUUUCCCCUCCCCACCCCAGCAGCAAGCAAGGCCAGCCAAGGCAGAGCCCAACAGUCCCCAGUGUACCCUCUUUCCCUCCCUGGUUUCCCCUCCCCACCCCAGCAGCAAGCAAGGCCAGCCAAGGCAGAGCCCAACAGUUCCCAGUGUACCCUCUUUCCCUCCCUGGUUUCCCCUCCCCACCCCAGCAGCAAGCAAGGCCAGCCAAGGCAGAGCCCAACAGUCCCCAGUGUACCCUCUUUCCCUCCCUGGUUUCCCCUCCCCACCCCAGCAGCAAGCAAGGCCAGCCAAGGCAGAGCCCAACAGUCCCCAGUGUACCCUCUUUCCCUCCCUCUUUUCCCCUCCCCACCCAAGCAGCAAGAAAGGCCAGCCAAGGCAGAGCCCAACAGUCCCCAGUGUACCCUCUUUCCCUCCCUGGUUUCCCCUCCCCACCCCAGCAGCAAGCAAGGCCAGCCAAGGCAGAGCCCAACAGUCCCCAGUGUACCCUCUUUCCCUCCCUGUUUUCCCCUCCCCACCCCAGCAGCAAGCAAGGCCAGCCAAGGCAGAGCCCAACAGUCCCCAGUGUACCCUCUUUCCCUCCCUGGUUUCCCCUCCCCACCCCAGCAGCAAGCAAGGCCAGCCAAGGCAGAGCCCAACAGUCCCCAGUGUACCCUCUUUCCCUCCCUGGUUUCCCCUCCCCACCCCAGCAGCAAGCAAGGCCAGCCAAGGCAGAGCCCAACAGUCCCCAGUGUACCCUCUUUCCCUCCCUGGUUUCCCCUCCCCACCCCAGCAGCAAGCAAGGCCAGCCAAGGCAGAGCCCAACAGUCCCCAGUGUACCCUCUUUCCCUCCUUUCUUUCCCCUCCCCACCCCAGCAGCAAGCAAGGCCAGCCAAGGCAGAGCCCAACAGUCCCCAGUGUACCCUCUUUCCCUCCCUGUUUUCCCCUCCCCACCCCAGCAGCAAGCAAGGCCAGCCAAGGCAGAGCCCAACAGUCCCCAGUGUACCCUCUUUCCCUCCCUGGUUUCCCCUCCCCACCCCAGCAGCAAGCAAGGCCAGCCAAGGCAGAGCCCAACAGUCCCCAGUGUACCCUCUUUCCCUCCCUGUUUUCCCCUCCCCACCCCAGCAGCAAGCAAGGCCAGCCAAGGCAGAGCCCAACAGUCCCCAGUGUACCCUCUUUCCCUCCCUGUUUUCCCCUCCCCACCCCAGCAGCAAGCAAGGCCAGCCAAGGCAGAGCCCAACAGUCCCCAGUGUACCCUCUUUCCCUCCCUGGUUUCCCCUCCCCACCCCAGCAGCAAGCAAGGCCAGCCAAGGCAGAGCCCAACAGUCCCCAGUGUACCCUCUUUCCCUCCCUGGUUUCCCCUCCCCACCCCAGCAGCAAGCAAGGCCAGCCAAGGCAGAGCCCAACAGUCCCCAGUGUACCCUCUUUCCCUCCCUCUUUUCCCCUCCCCACCCAAGCAGCAAGAAAGGCCAGCCAAGGCAGAGCCCAACAGUCCCCAGUGUACCCUCUUUCCCUCCCUGGUUUCCCCUCCCCACCCCAGCAGCAAGCAAGGCCAGCCAAGGCAGAGCCCAACAGUCCCCAGUGUACCCUCUUUCCCUCCCUCUUUUCCCCUCCCCACCCCAGCAGCAAGAAAGGCCAGCCAAGGCAGAGCCCAACAGUCCCCAGUGUACCCUCUUUCCCUCCCUGUUUUCCCCUCCCCACCCCAGCAGCAAGCAAUGCCAGCCAAGGCAGAGCCCAACAGUCCCCAGUGUACCCUCUUUCCCUCCCUGUUUUCCCCUCCCCACCCCAGCAGCAAGAAAGGCCAGCCAAGGCAGAGCCCAACAGUCCCCAGUGUACCCUCUUUCCCUCCCUGGUUUCCCCUCCCCACCCCAGCAGCAAGCAAGGCCAGCCAAGGCAGAGCCCAACAGUCCCCAGUGUACCCUCUUUCCCUCCCUGGUUUCCCCUCCCCACCCCAGCAGCAAGCAAGGCCAGCCAAGGCAGAGCCCAACAGUCCCCAGUGUACCCUCUUUCCCUCCCUGUUUUCCCCUCCCCACCCCAGCAGCAAGCAAUGCCAGCCAAGGCAGAGCCCAACAGUCCCCAGUGUACCCUCUUUCCCUCCCUCUUUUCCCCUCCCCACCCCAGCAGCAAGCAAGGCCAGCCAAGGCAGAGCCCAACAGUCCCCAGUGUACCCUCUUUCCCUCCCUGAUUUCCCCUCCCCACCCCAGCAGCAAGCAAAGCCAGCCAAGGCAGAGCCCAACAGUCCCCAGUGUACCCUCUUUCCCUCCCUGGUUUCCCCUCCCCACCCCAGCAGCAAGCAAAACCAGCCAAGGGAGAGCCCAACAGUCCCCAGUGUACCCUCUUUCCCUCCCUGUUUUCCCCUCCCCACCCCAGCAGCAAGCAAAGUCAGCCAAGGCAGAGCCCAACAGUCCCCAGUGUACCCUCUUUCCCUCCCUGUUUUCCCCUCCCCACCCCAGCAGCAAGCAAGGCCAGGAUAG